Molecule: messenger RNA, 7391 nt
Organism: Nothobranchius furzeri (turquoise killifish)
Lineage: Eukaryota; Metazoa; Chordata; Actinopteri; Cyprinodontiformes; Nothobranchiidae
Product: disco-interacting protein 2 homolog C
Source: RefSeq, a predicted model, not a curated record
CCGCCUCCGUAGAGUCACGUGACAGCAGCAGGCAAAGCGCUUGAAUCGGCUCUGACUCGGGGCUGCGCGAGCCUCAUCAUCCUCAUCAUCUCACCACAAACCGCCGCAGCGGCAGAGAACCGAGCGAACCACCGGAGCCACCGGGGCCGUUACCGAUUUCCAGGAGCCGGGCGCCAUGGCGGACCCCCGCUAAAAAAACAACACCCAGAUUUAUCCUCUUUGUUCUCCCCCACCGCCUCGCAGUCCUCACGCGCCUCCACCGAGGAGGGGCCGCCGAGGAGCCGCUGUCCCUCUCUGAGCACCGGAGGAGCGAGGGAGGCAGGAGACUCUAACGGCAGCGACGGCGGAGGAGGAGGAGACAGCAAGCGAACCGGGGAGGCGUUUUCUACGGUGCGAGCCGAAUGGCGGACCGCGAGGCGUCGCCGAUACCGCUGGAGAUCCGAGCCCGGCUGGCGGAGCUGGAGCUGGAGCUGUCAGAGGGGGACAUCACUCAGAGGGGUUAUGAGAAGAAGAGAUUCAAGCUGAUCAGGGCACUUGUUGGAGGUAUGGAGGGGCCCAUGUCCCACCGGGCCCCGCUCGGACCGCCCUCUGCAGCCCGCUUCCACCGGCGGAGAACCUCCGGCACCAGAGACGAGCGCUACCGAUCAGACGUCCACACGGAGGCGGUGCAGGCCGUGUUGGCGCGACAUGUAGAGAGGAAGAUGGCGGUGCCCAUGCCUUCCAAAAGACGAUCGCUGGUGGUCCAGACCUCCAUGGAUGCCUACACACCUCCAGGCCUGUCCCCCCUGUGCUCAGACUCCUCGUCGGGCUCCGAGGAGGAGGCGGGGCCGGGCGAUGACACGUCCAGCAUGGAGCACUGGAUGAGCCGCCCUUCACAGCUAGGCCCCGCCCACCUCGGCUCCACCUCCUCCUCGUCAUCGUCCACGCAGAGCGGAGGCAGCGGGAACGCCGGGCGGCUGGCCGACUCACUGGCGCACACACACAUCUCACACCUGGCACACGCACACCUGGGUCACCCUCACCUGGGCCAGUCACACCACCUGUCCCAGUCACAUCACGGAAUCGGCCACCUGUCCCUGAAGAGGAAGGGGGCUCUGAGUGUCGCUGAGAACGGAGGAUCUCUGAGACGAUCCUGUGAGUUUGGAUCCGACAUGCUGUGGCCGCCGCCGCUGGAGUCGGAGGAGAACCACUCAGCGCCUCCGGAUGUGACGGGGUACUCGUCGGACUCGUCCCACUCCCACACCGAGCGUCACCACAUGUCCAACAUGGGAACCAUUGCCAGGAACACACAGAAGUACGGCAACGCAGAGCGCAUGGAGACGGGCGAUGGUGUUCCCGUCAGCAGCCGCGUGUCGGCGAAGAUCCAGCAGCUGGUGAACACGCUGAAGCAGCCGCGCAGACCGCCGCUACGGGAGUUCUUCGUAGACGACUUCGACGAGCUUCUCGAGGUCCAGCAGCCCGACCCCAACCAGCCUCGACCAGAGGGGGCGGAGAUGAUGCCGGUCCGAGGAGAGGCGCUGGGGGUGGUCACAAACUGGCCCCCCUCCCUGGAGGCUGCGCUCCAGCGCUGGGGGACCAUCUCCCCGAAGGCCCCCUGUCUCACCAGCCUGGACACGGCGGGAAAGCCGCUCUACGUGCUCACAUACGGGAAGCUCUGGUCUCGCAGCAUGAAGCUGGCGUACAACAUCCUCCACAAACUGGGCAGCAAGCAGGAGCCGAUGGUGCGACCAGGCGACCGGGUGGCGCUGGUGUUUCCCAACAAUGACCCCGUGGCCUUCAUGGUGGCGUUCUACGGCUGUCUGCUAGCUGAAGUGGUUCCUGUUCCCAUUGAGGUUCCUCUGAGUCGCAAAGACGCCGGGAGCCAGCAGAUUGGAUUCCUGUUGGGAAGCUGUGGCGUUACCGUGGCGCUGACCAGCGAUGCCUGCCAUAAGGGGCUUCCCAAGAGCGCAACAGGAGAGAUCCCACAGUUCAAAGGAUGGCCCAAGCUGCUGUGGUUUGUUACCGAGUCGAAACAUCUCUCCAAACCUCCCCGAGACUGGUUCCCUCACAUCAAGGACGCAAACAACGACACAGCUUACAUAGAGUAUAAAACCUGUAAGGACGGCAGCGUCUUGGGCGUCACGGUAACGAGGAUCGCUCUGCUAACACACUGCCAGGCUCUCACACAGUCCUGCAGCUACACCGAGGCAGAGACCAUCGUGGACGUGUUGGACUUUAAGAAGGACGUGGGUCUGUGGCACGGCAUCCUGACGAGUGUGAUGAACAUGAUGCACGUGAUCAGCGUGCCGUACUCACUGAUGAAGGUCAACCCCCUGUCGUGGAUCCAGAAGGUCUGCCAGUACAAAGCCAAGGUGGCCUGUGUGAAGUCCAGAGACAUGCACUGGGCUCUGGUGGCCCACAAGGACCAGAAGGACAUCAACCUGAGCUCGCUGCGCAUGCUGCUGGUGGCCGACGGCUCCAACCCCUGGUCCAUCUCCUCCUGCGACGCCUUCCUGAACGUCUUUCAGACCAAAGGGCUGAGAGCCGAGGUCAUCUGUCCCUGUGCCAGCUCCCCAGAGGCCCUCACUGUCGCCAUCAGGAGGCCUGUGGAGGACAGCAGCCAGCCUCCAGGCCGUGGGGUUCUGUCCAUGCAGGGUCUGAGUUACGGAGUUGUCAGGGUGGACACCGAGGAACGUCUGUCAGUCCUCACCGUGCAGGACGUGGGCACCGUCACACCAGGAGGGCUGGUGUGUGUGGUGAAACCCGAGGGCGUCCCUCAGCUGUGUCAGACGGACGAGAUCGGCGAGCUCUGCGUCUGCUCCGUGUCCACGGGGAUGUCCUACUACGGCCUGACGGGGAUGACCAAGAACACCUUUGAGGUGUACCCUGUGAGCUCCAGCGGCGGUCUGAUCAGCGAGUACGCCUUCAUAAGAACCGGCCUUCUGGGCUUCAUCGGACCCGGCGGCCUCGCCUUCAUCACGGGGAAGAUGGACGGGCUCAUCAUGGUGAGUGGGCGGAGACACAACGCUGAUGACAUCGUGGCCACGGCGCUGGCAGUGGAGCCCAUGAAGUUCGUCUACCGAGGCAGGAUCGCGGUGUUUUCUGUGACGGUCUUGAGGGAUGAGCGGAUCGUGGUUGUGGCUGAGCAGAGACCUGACGCCACUGAGGAGGACAGCUUCCAGUGGAUGAGCCGCGUUCUACAGGCCAUAGACAGCAUCCAUGGAGUGGGAAUCUUCUGUCUGGCUCUGGUUCCGGCCAACACCCUUCCCAAGACUCCCCUGGGGGGGAUCCACCUCUCGGAGAUCAAACAGCUGUACCUGGAGGGGGGGCUGCAUCCCUGUAACGUCCUGAUGUGUCCCCACACCUGUGUCACCAACCUGCCCAAGCCACGGCAGAAACAGCCAGAGAUCGGACCCGCCUCUGUGAUGGUGGGGAAUCUGGUGUCGGGGAAGAGAAUCGCUCAGGCCAGUGGCCGAGACCUGGGUCAGACCGACGACAACGACCAGUUUUUGUUUCUGUCAGAGAUUUUGCAGUGGAGAGCUCAGACCACACCGGACCACGUCCUCUACACACUCCUCAGCUCUCGGGGGGCGGUGUCCAACUCCCUCACCUGCCUACAGCUGCAUAAGAGGGCAGAGCGAGUGGCGGCUCUGCUGAUGGAGAGAGGAGGUCUGCAGGAAGGAGACCACGUCGCUUUGGUCUACCCACCAGGUAUCGACCUGAUUGCAGCGUUCUACGGUUGUCUGUACGCCGGCUGUGUUCCCAUCACGGUGCGACCGCCUCACCCUCAGAACAUCUCCACCACACUGCCCACCGUCAAGAUGAUCGUCGAGGUCAGCCACUCCUCCUGCGUGAUGACCACGGCGGUCAUCUGUAAGCUGCUGCGCUCCAAGGAGGCCAUGGCCACUGUGGACAUCAGGAACUGGCCUCCGGUUCUGGACACCGAUGAUCUUCCUAAGAAGAAGCCUCCAGCUCUCUACAAACCCACCAACCCCGACGGCCUGGCCUACCUGGACUUCAGCGUGUCCACAACCGGAAUGCUGGCCGGAGUUCAGAUGUCCCAUAAUGCAGUGGGAGCCUUCUGUCGCUCGGUGAAGCUGCAGUGUGAGCUGUACCCGUCCAGAGAGGUGGCCAUCUGUCUGGACCCGUACUGCGGCCUGGGCUUCGUCCUCUGGUGUCUCUGCAGCGUUUAUUCUGGACACCAGUCCAUCCUGAUCCCUCCGGUGGAGCUGGAGUCCAACCCUGCGCUCUGGCUGCUGGCCGUCAGCCAGCUGAGGGUGCGGGACACGUUCUGCUCCUACAGCGUCAUGGAGCUCUGCACCAAAGGACUCGGUCUGCAGACUGAAGCGCUCAAGGCUCGAGGUCUGGACCUGUCCCGGGUCCGGGCCUGCGUUGUGGUGGCGGAGGAGAGGCCCAGGAUGGCGCUCACACACUCCUUCUCUAAGCUCUUCAAAGACCUGGGUCUCCACCCGCGCUCCGUCAGCACCGCCUUCGGCUGCAGAGUCAACCUGGCCAUCUGCCUGCAGGGCACAUCUGGACCGGACCCGACCACGGUCUACGUGGACAUGAGGGCGUUGCGCCACGACAGGGUUCGGCUGGUCGAGAGAGGUUCUCCUCACAGUCUGCCUCUGAUGGAGUCGGGGAAGAUCCUGCCGGGGGUUCGGAUCAUCAUCGCCAACCCAGAGACCAAAGGACCGCUGGGAGACUCGCAUCUCGGAGAGAUCUGGGUCCACAGCGCCCACAACGGCAGCGGCUACUACAGCGGCUACGGAGAGGAGGUCCUGCAGUCGGACCACUUCAACUCCAGACUCAGCUUCGGAGACACACAGACGGUCUGGGCUCGGACCGGGUACCUGGGCUUCCUGCGCCGCACCGAGCUCACCGACGCUAACGGAGAGAGACAUGAUGCUCUGUUCGUGGUGGGAGCUCUGGAGGAGGCCAUGGAGCUGCGGGGGAUGAGAUACCAUCCCAUCGACAUCGAGACCUCCGUCAUCCGCGCUCACAAGAGCAUCAUGGAGUGCGCCGUCUUCACCUGGACUAACCUGCUGGUGGUGGUGGUGGAGCUGGAGGGCUCCGAGCAGGAGGCACUGGACCUGGUUCCCAUGGUGACCAAAGCCGUGCUGGAGGAGCACUACCUGAUUGUUGGCGUUGUCGUGGUGACCGACAUCGGCGUCAUCCCUAUCAACUCACGCGGCGAGAAGCAGCGAAUGCACCUGCGUGACGGCUUCUUGCAAGACCAGCUAGACCCCAUCUACGUGGCCUACAACAUGUAGUGUGUGUGUGUGUGUGUGUGUGCGCGCGCUCAUCGCUGUUGUUUCCCACAUAUCAACAUGUACUGUAUCCCCGACCCGCGUUCUCUGUGCUGCACUCAUCUGGUUUCUUUAGCUUCGUUUGGGUCGGUCAGUUCUGCUCGCCGGCCGACUGACCGACCAUCACUCAGUGGUGCUGUGACCCGGUUUGACCCCCGCUCCAUCUCCUGACCGUUAGGAAGCCUUAGAGGAACACUGUGUUUGGGGCGGCGCCGCCCACCGGCGGGAGGUUCUGAAGCAGACCCGUCUUUGUGUUCUGGUCGGGUGGGACGUUUUUGUUCCCUUCAGAACUUUAGGAGCGUCCAGAUUAUUGUAAAAAUAUAAAUAAUGUAAAUAAACAUAAUAAUCUAUAUGGAGAGGAACUAAAACACUGAGGUGUAGUCGCCCCUUUAUGCAGCCCUCUCCACCCGCACCCCGAGCGUGUGUGUGUGUGUGUGUGUGUGUGUGUGUGUGUGUGUGUGUGUGUGUGUGUGUGUGUGUGUGAUCAGAGGAAAUCGUCUGAUCUGCAGGAUGAGAAGGUCUGAACCGUCUCCUGACUCUGACUUUGAGACUCUUGCGGACGGCGGAGGUCCAGACCUGGUCUGUGGGGAGAUUUAGUUCAGCUUCCGGUUUGUUUGUUUCCCACCAGUUUAACCCGUCGCUCAGUUCGUUUAUUUCAUUCUUAACUCAUGAAUUUGAGUCUUAAAGCACCAAAUGGAGCAAAGUGCACUGUGUGAAUAUAAAGAUUUAUGACAUUAUCAAUAUUUAAAUGGGGUUUAACAGCAUCCAGAUGUUUCUGCAGAUGUGGGGCUAUCAUAGAAGAUGACUGAAUUGAUGUUGAUCCAAAAAUAUGACGUUAUUUAAACAGGAAGUGAGUUUCAGUUCUGAAACCUGGGAGUCGGGUUGAGAACCAACAUAAAAAACACUGCAGAUGUUUUUCUGACUGCAAAAACAUCUGGAAGGCGUCGGAGGAGGAGGAGGAAAACAAAGUUUAUAUGAAAGCAGAUCCUGUUGUAGCAAUAAUCCUCCACAGGAUGUUCUCUACUGCUGCAGAUUCACGAAACUGAUCCCAGAUCAUCUGCUGGGUUUUCUAGUACGGCAUCCCAUAAUAAGCAGCUCAAACCGUCCAGUCGUUCUUCAGGAUGUAGCUUCAUCUUUUCCUAUUUUAGAUCUGAAAAUGAAUCAAAUCAACAGAGUGUUACUACGGUGGCCUAAAAGGGACAGACAGCCCUAGUGGUUGCUGUUUAUGAUGUGUGCCAGCAGAGGGCGCCACCGACCCACAAGUAGGACCUUUAGGGGUUUAGAAAAGGUCUUCCAGAGCUUUUGUGUUAAAUAAUAAUUAGAUUUGGUCAAAUUUCUGUUCUUAGCUGAAAUUUAGAUCAGAUUAAGGUUUUAAGUCAGACUCAUAUGAUGAAAUCUGCCUUUAAUCAACGACUAAACAUCAAAUCUAAUCAAACAUGAGAGCUUUCAUGUUUCUGAUGUUAUUUUUACUGAUAAAAAUCAAAGUUUUUACCCAAAAAUAUAAGAAACGCAGUUUUUCAGCUCAAGUUUAACACUUUAUAAACUCAACAGGUCUGAAGCAUCUCAGUAUUGACUUUCGUCAGCUGGUGUGAGUUUAUGGAUCCUGGUGAAGAACGUCCUCUGAGCUUCAGACCGCUGAGGAGUUCUGACUCACCUUUAAAAAACAGAAAUAUAUCAGAGUUUAUGGUUCAUCGCUGCUGGUUCUGAAGCUUUUGGCUCGGUGUCGUUUGGAUGGAUUUAACGCCUGCAGGAGGACCGAGUGUGACGUUCUGUUUACUUCCUGUUUUUCAACUGAAGAACUUUUAUGCAUAUCAGAACCGGCUCAGCGCUGGUUUGGGUUUGCUGGUACCAGCUGAUCCCUGAAUGUGGAUCCCAUCAGAACCCCGGAGGAACAGGAGAGAGGCUGCAUGGUGUGUGUGUGUGUGUGUGUGAGUGUCGUAUGUAAAUAGUGUUGAUUUUGUACGGUACACACGUGUGUGUGUGUGUGUGUGUGUGAUCUGUUUUGUACACCUGAUGAAAAGAUGAAAGACACUUUUAUAAGAGCCCGGUUCCGGCUCCCCGUCACACUAUAACAGUGCAAUAAAGUGCUUUGAUUGGCUAAAA